AUGCAAUCAGAUACCACCCAAGAAAAGGAUCUUUCAAAAUUAACAUCUAAAAAUGAUGAAUUAACCAAACAAGAUGCAAGUCUGAGGAAAGAAUACACAACAUUGCUACGGAAAAUGACCAGUGUAAUUUCAAUACUUUCAGAUCUAGAACCUGGUUUCCAAGACAAAUAUACAAACAAUGAUGUGCCAACUCUAAUAUCAGAGGAGACUGUAAAUAUAGCUCCUAAACUGCAGUGGUACAACGAGCAAAUUGAACAGAUAUCAAAAUUGAAAAUUGAAGAUAUAACACUUCCUGAAGAGACAUUAGAAUUAUAUAAUCUAUAUAAGGAAUCACCUUUAUUAUUUAAGGAUUUGCAUUCGUAA
This is a messenger RNA of Naumovozyma castellii, 363 nucleotides long. RefSeq names its product Ies5p (gene IES5). The record is from RefSeq and is a predicted model, not a curated record. The coding region runs from base 1 to 363 and encodes 120 amino acids. Lineage: Eukaryota; Fungi; Ascomycota; Saccharomycetes; Saccharomycetales; Saccharomycetaceae. The transcript has a single exon.